AUGACAGUCACCAGGCAAACCUCACCACCCAACACCUCACGACCCAGCCAUAUUAACCAGCCCGACCGCUCGACAAAGCCAAAACCAUCAGUCACAGUUCACCAUCCAGCCAAAGUCACCAGCCCCCCCUCCACCAAGCGAAACCACAUUAACCAUCCCACCUCAACAUCCAGCCAUAGUCACCAGCCACACCUCAUUACCCAGUUAAACUCACCAUCCCCAGCACGCCACAUAGCCAAAGUCCCCAGCACAAGCUCGUCAACAAGCAAAAGUCACCAGUCCCACCUCUCCACCCACCCAAAGUCACCAGCCCCACCUCAUCACCAAGCCAAAGUCACAAGCCCCUCCUCUCCACCCAGCCAAAGUCAUCGGCCCCAUCUCUCCACCCAGCAACAAUCACCAUCCCCAGCUCGCCACAUAGCCAAAGUCCCAGCACAAGCUCGUCAACAAGCCAAAGUCGCCAGCCCCACCUCGCCACCUAGCCAAAGUCACCAGACCCUCAAUGGUACCAGGCAACAGUCACCAGCCCCAGUUCACCAUCAUGCCAACGUCACCAGCUCAACAAACCUGUCCACCAAGCCAAAGUCACCAGCUCCACCUCUUUUCCCAGCCACAGUCACCAGCCCCACCUCACCACCUAGCCACAUAAACCAGCACCACCACUCCACACUACAAAAGCCAUGA
Mizuhopecten yessoensis (Yesso scallop) is the source of this 684-nucleotide messenger RNA. Its product is annotated as vegetative cell wall protein gp1-like. The transcript has 2 exons. The coding region runs from base 1 to 684 and encodes 227 amino acids. The record is from RefSeq and is a predicted model, not a curated record. Lineage: Eukaryota; Metazoa; Mollusca; Bivalvia; Pectinida; Pectinidae.